This is a messenger RNA of Pungitius pungitius (ninespine stickleback), 1422 nucleotides long. It is a transcript of the gene cfap298, whose product is annotated as cilia and flagella associated protein 298. Bases 144 to 1016 code for a protein of 290 amino acids. Gene Ontology annotation, biological process: regulation of cilium movement. The transcript has 8 exons. The record is from RefSeq and is a predicted model, not a curated record. Lineage: Eukaryota; Metazoa; Chordata; Actinopteri; Perciformes; Gasterosteidae.
UGCCGUAAACAGUUCACACGAAGAAGUGUCCGGAUGUGACUGCUUGUAAACACGCUGCGAGCCCAGUCUCAAGUCGUGUGUAAUGCUUCUUGCUCACCGUUUGACUGCACAUCUCGUGAACGGCCGGUGACCUACUUUGCGACAUGGUGCAGCUGCACGUGAAGCGCGGGGACGAGAGCCAGUUUCUUUUCAACACGGCUGUGGACUCGCCUCUGGAGACGGUGAUCCAGCAAAUUACAGCCAUCUACAACGGGAGACUCAAAGUGGACCGAAUAUGUGCAGAGAUCCUGGAGCUGGCCGACCACGGCGUCACGCUGCCACCCAACAUGCAGGGGCUGACGGAGGAGCAGGUUGUGGAGCUGAAACUCAAGGACGAAUGGGAGGACAGGUGUGUGCCCAGCAACGGGCCGGUAUUCAAGGUGGACGAGAUGGGGAGGAGGAACGGACACGCUCCAAAUGAUAAAAUGAAGCAGAUUUUGUUGAGAACCGUUGAGGACGCAAAGGCCCUGAUCUCUAAAAAACAAGUUGAAGCCAAUGUUUGUUUCACCGUGGAGAUGGUAACGGAAGCCUUGGAUCCGCUAAGGGGUGCAGUCAUGAUUGUGUACCCCAUGGGCCUGCCGCCCCAUGACCCCAUCAGGAUGGAGUUUGAGAACCAAGAAGACCUUUCAGGAACGCAGGCGUCUCUGCAGGUGAUCACAGAGGACGAGUGCCAGCUAUGGUGGGCUGGCAAAGAGAUGCAGAGGGGGAAAAAACUGCAAGACUACAUUGGCAAAAAUGAAAAGACAAAGCUUGUGGUGAAAAUCCAAAAGAAAGGGCAAGGGCAACCAGCGAGGGAGCCUCUGAUCACCGACGAGCAGCAGAAACAAAUGAUGAUGCAUCAAUACAGGAGGCAGGAGGAGCUCAAGAAACUGGAGGAGGCGGACGAUGAUAGCUACCUGGACUCGGAGUGGUCAGACAGACAGGCCCUCAGAAAACAGUUUCAAGGCCUCACCAACAUCAAAUGGGGGCCGAGAUGAACCCGUGUGCCACUCUGCCAGAAGGUUGUUUCCAGCUCCUUAUGCAACAGACUAAGCAGCCUUAUCACAGUCCUGAAAUAGUUUUAUAAUGAAUUUUCAUGGCGCUUAAGAAAAAAUGACACAGGGCACAUGUGUUUAAAUGCCUUGUAGAGGAUGUGUUUCUAGACUAGCAUUCAAAUAGUAUCUUCAACUAAACUCAAAUUGGAGGAAGACAUCGAGAGAUGUUGAAAGAAAGAUGGACAAUUUAUGUAACCUUACAUCUGAUCCCUGUAUUUCUUUACUUUCAACCAGUUCCAUUUUUAUUGAAGCUGUGCAAACGGAAGUUAACUUUUUUUUAAAAACUUUUUCCAGUAUGACUUAUCUGAAUAAAAUUUUAAUGUUGCAGACAAUCAGAGGUAGUGAUUCA